Micromonas commoda is the source of this 954-nucleotide messenger RNA. RefSeq names its product triosephosphate isomerase (gene TIM). Gene Ontology annotation, cellular component: cytosol. Lineage: Eukaryota; Viridiplantae; Chlorophyta; Mamiellophyceae; Mamiellales; Mamiellaceae. Bases 1 to 954 code for a protein of 317 amino acids. The record is from RefSeq and is a predicted model, not a curated record. The transcript has a single exon. Gene Ontology annotation, molecular function: triose-phosphate isomerase activity. Gene Ontology annotation, biological process: glyceraldehyde-3-phosphate biosynthetic process; gluconeogenesis; glycerol catabolic process.
AUGGCGUCCUCCUUGACUCAUUCCGCGUUCCGCCUCGGCGCGUUCCACGCGGGUUUCCGCACGCGAUGCGCCUCGAAGACCCCGCGCGCGUUCGCACGCACGUCGCUCGUCGUGAGGAACGAAGGCACCGGCAGAUUUAUCGUCGGCGGCAACUGGAAGUGCAAUGGCACCAUCGCGAGCGUGGCGGAGCUGUGCGAGGGGCUGAACGCGGGUGAGAUCGCGGACAACGUGGACAUCGUCGUGGCACCGCCGUUCCUGUACAUCGACCAGGCCGUCGAGGCGCUGGACGCCAAGAGGUUCAAGGUGGCGGCGCAGAACGCCUGGGUGGAGUAUACCCUGCAGGACCCCACCCAUCACUACGACUCGGACACGGGCGCAUUCACCGGCGAGGUGAGCGCCGAGAUGCUCGAGGAUCUGGACGUCCCGUGGGUCAUCUUGGGCCAUUCAGAGCGUAGGACCUUGCUGGGCGAGGAUAACGUCACCGUGGGCAAGAAGGUGGCGCACGCGAGGUAUCACGGCCUGAACGUCAUCGUGUGCGUAGGCGAAUCGCUGGAGGAGAGGGAGGCGGGCAAGACGCUGGAGGUGAUCUUCGCGCAGCUCCGCGCCGUGGCGGAGGAGAUCGACGACAGGGAGCACUCGUCGUGGGGUUCGCAGGUUGUCAUCGCGUACGAACCCAUCUGGGCGAUAGGCACGGGUAAGGUUGCGACGCCGGAGCAGGCGCAGGAGGUGCACGCCGCCAUCCGCCAGUGGCUGGUUGAUAACGUGUCCGAGGAGGUGUCCAAAGCCACGCGGAUCCAGUACGGAGGGUCGGUGAACGACGGCAACUGCGAGGACCUGGCCAAGUACAGCGACAUCGACGGUUUUCUCGUGGGAGGGGCGUCCCUGGACGCCGAAAAGUUUGUGCGCAUCUGCAACAGCAGCGUGGCGCACUACAAGGCGGUUGGGAGGCUGUGA